Mercenaria mercenaria is the source of this 1774-nucleotide messenger RNA. Its product is annotated as kelch-like protein 30. The coding region runs from base 77 to 1747 and encodes 556 amino acids. NCBI's taxonomy places the organism in Eukaryota, Metazoa, Mollusca, Bivalvia, Venerida, Veneridae. The transcript is spliced from 6 exons. The record is from RefSeq and is a predicted model, not a curated record. Gene Ontology annotation, molecular function: protein binding.
UAAGUCACUCAAUAAACAACAACAACAAGACCAAUGUGCGAAUAUUAUUAAAGAUUUCAGGUAUUCUGAAUGAACCAUGAGUAAAUCAACUGAUAAAGAUUUGGAUGAUGAGGAGUUUACCAUUGUUGUCGAAGGUAAAUCUCUAACUUGCCAGAAAAGUUUGUUGAGAGAGAAAAGUGAAUACUUCAGAGCCAUGAUGGACAGCUCCAUGCUUGAGAGUCAGACAAACACAGUCACCCUGCUAAAUCAAGAAUUCAGUGUACUGUCAAGUUUGAUACACUUUGUCAAAACUGGAGAGCUAAAGAUAAGCUGUGGAGGUGGAAAUAUGAAAAAUAUUACAGAAGCUGCUGUAAUGUUGCAGAUUGAAAGUGCCAUAGAGAGUUGUACAGCUUACUGGAAAAAGACACUGGAUCAUGAAACUUGCCUGAAUCUCAUGGCUUUCAGCAAGUUAUUGAAUCUUGAAAAUUUGUUUAGCUGUGCUAAAAGACACUCUCUUUAUUACUUUAGUCAAGUUAGACAAAGCAUUGACUUUCUGCAGAUGGAAGUUGAGGAACUUACUGAAUAUCUGUCUUGUCCAGACCUCAACUGUACCAGUGAAACUGAAAUAUUAGAUGCAAUAAUGGCUUGGUAUGCUCAUGAUAAGCCAGGCCGGAAAUCACUUCUAAAUAAGUUGAUACCUUGUUUCCAUGGUGAAGAUGUGCAACAAGAAGAGUGGGAAGCUGUUCAAAAUCAUAAACUAAUAAACGAAUCAGAGGACUGGAAGACUUAUAUAAACAAUAUUAAAGAAAAGGGCAAGGAGAUGAAACCAGAAGAAAAGUUCCGAAAUUUGCCAGUAAUAAUUCUGACUUUUGGUGGCUAUAUUGUGGAGAAGGGUUGUGAACAGCCAAGUACAGACAUCUGUAAAUUUGACGACAGUGAGAAAACCUUCAAACCUUUCCAUAAACUGAAAGAUAUCUACCCCGAAGUUGGACCCAAGAUGGGUUAUCAAGUUACAGUUAUUGGUAAGGAUGUAUACCUUAGUGGUGGCCAAUUGUCUAUGACACGUUAUUCAAUGGUCAUGGAUGUAUGGAAACUGGAUGGCUUUGACCUUCAGUGGGAGAAGGUCACAAAACUUUCAUCACCUCGGAGACACCAUGGCGCCUGUGGAUCACAGACAAGUUUGUUCAUAAUGGGAGGUUUUGGAAAGUACAGGGAUAUACUAGACACUGUGCAACAAUAUGAUACUGUUGAUGAUAAAUGGACAGACCUUCCAAAGAUGCCUCACACCUGGUUCACGCCACAAGCUGUAUGUUGUGAAAACAAACUCUAUGUUUAUAAAACACACCUCAUUUGCCUUGACUUGGUAACACUGGAAUGGACCACAGUCCGAAGAACACCUUGCUCUGUAGACAACAUGAACACCUUCAUUCCUUACUACUUUAAUAACUGUAUAUAUGAAUUCCCGUUUUUGGAUCAAGAAUUAGACUGGUUCUAUGAAUUUGAAUUGGGGAAGCUUCAGUUACAGAAAACUAGUCUAGAAACUGGAAAAUGGGAAGCAGUUCCAUACAGUGAUUCAAUUCAAUUUGGAAAUAGGUCAUUUGUUUGUAAUGGAAAGUUUUAUACUAUAAAUAGAGCAAGUAAUGAGUUUAUUUGUGGGUAUAUGCAAGACUUUAGUCUUUGUAAGGAGCUAGGUACACAGGGAAAGGCUGGACAGGAUUGCUUUAUUGUUGUUUUUCCUCAUUAUCCUGUUUAUAAGAUCAAGUCAUAAAGAUGAUAUGAAUAAAACUGGUAAAAC